AUUGUAGUACGGUUAGUACAUUCUAUUAUUUUGGUGACAGAUAUUUUUUCAAAUGUCGCAUUUCGAUCAUUUGCUUUUGAAUUUCCUUGGGCAUUUGGUUAUGCUGCCUUGUCAAGUUAUGUAUUUGGAAUAUCUCAUACAAUGAGUGAUAGUAGUCAUGUCAUUUACAAUUCAUGGUUCCACAAUCCUUUAAAGGUUGAUAUUUUGUGUUCAACCUUGAUCAUCAUGCCUUUUGUAUCAAAUAAUAUCUGUUCCAUCUCUGCUGGUAUAUAUGCUCAAAAUGGGGAUAUAGAAAAAGCCAUUUUGUUUACUCGCGCGUUAUAUUAUUUUUGGACAAUAUAUUGUGGUACACUUGGUUUGGUUUUACUCUAUUCUGGUGUCUACUUGGUACGACUUCUGAAUCAUCAUUUAAGAUCACAACGUGGAGUCCAAUGUAAUGUCGCCAAAGUUAAAACUGGGAUUCUCAAGGUCAAAUUAGUCAUUUUUAUUGGUUGUAGUUGCCUAAAUAUCUUUGCUAUUAUUGUCUGUCUUUAUGGUAUCUUCCGAGAACGUAUGUCAAAUAGUACUCUUUGUAGUUUGGUGAUUGCUGCUAUAUGGACAUUUGAUGGUCCUAUGGCAACCGUCUUGGUGGAAUUAGCUUUGAUCUUAAAGUAA
Molecule: messenger RNA, 654 nt
Organism: Halteromyces radiatus
Lineage: Eukaryota; Fungi; Mucoromycota; Mucoromycetes; Mucorales; Cunninghamellaceae
Exons: 3
Source: RefSeq, a predicted model, not a curated record